AUGGACCAAUUGCAGGGUGGUAAAAUUAGCCCGGGAGAUCAAAAAGAAAUGUGUGACUCUAAACUGGCAAAAAAGUAUUUGACUCGGCCGAGACUCGAACUCAGGACCUUCAGUGUACCCAACACACUCAUUCCAGGUAAUUCGAAACGUCCCGACGAAUUUUCAGGGUGGGGUAAGGAAAUCGCGAGCAGAGCCCUGAGAGAAUUUGCUCUGGCGGUGUGGGAGGGCGGCACACUCUCGAGCAGAAACCACAUUCCACAUUUAACUCAGGACGAUGCACUUCGUUCUUGCCUUUGGCACACUUGGCGCUGCCCAAGCGCGCCGAGUAUGUUCAGAGAUAUCGCCGCAUCCGAAGCCUUUAACUUCGAGGCUCUCACACUUCGUCUAAAUUAUUCCCGCUACAGCCGCUUACGCAUGGGAAUUUCGGAUGCUAUCCGGGAUUGGACGCAUGAGGUCUCGUCCCAUGCCAAAGGUGUUGCCACUUCUCAGAAUUGUGAGAUGAAUUCCUAUACUCUUGGGAUUUAUUUUGGAAGUUCCUGGGUAUGCUUCUUCCCGCCCGCUUUCUCAAGGAAAAACCCUGGUCAUCAGCAAGCAUCCAACGGAGCGUUGCAUAUCCUAGUCCAACCCAUCGGUCCAUCGCACCCUCUCUUCGCACGCUGGAUUUGGGGAUAUUUAACCAAGCCAAGCCACUACCUACUAAGGUUCCACAUCAAUACAACACUCUUCCGUGCACCACCUCUCAGGCUUACGGAUAUAAAUCAAACAAGUGGACCCUGGCAGCGCUUCUCAUCGCCUUCUAAGGAGCGCAUGGACACAUGCCUUCUCCAUAUCUUUCGGCUGGGAGUAAAAAGUUACUCUCGACAAGUUAAGCGGCCCGGCAUCAGGCAUCGACGUUGUCCACAAUUCGGUUUCUGGGCACAUCCUGAUGAUAGUAGAGCUAAAUUGAGGGCAUCUUCGGCUUCCAACGGGCCGUACUACGGUCCGUACAAAGUGAACCGUAACGGUCACGUGUUCAGUACGAACGUACCGAGUUCUUACGAUACGUACACCUACCUCUCCUCCUCCCUAUCGUACGAACGUACACAAAAUCUCACCCGUACAGGCCUCAAAAUCGCCCAAUCGUACAGUACUACGCCUCAAGAGGCCGGAACAGAGUUAUCCAGUAUUUACGCGUUGGGAAUCCCAUUUCGCGUCACAUUGUGGCCUAUCCCGGGGAGACCUAGUCUUCUAGAGCAUCGGGCAGUCCUGCUAUGCACCAGAAUCAAGGUCAUGAACAUCGGCGGCUCCAUCUCCUAUGGCUUUGGAGGUAACUAUACUUUGCGAUACCAUCUAUUUCAAUGGUGUCAAUCCAACAACCCCAUAUAUCCGUACUACUCCUCACAAUGCCACCGCCCAUCGCCUCCACACCUUCCAAGAGCACUAGAGCUAAUAUCCCAACUUCGACUCCAACCACUUUGCGGUAUGGAGUCACCGGCGGUCCAAGACAAAAACUUGAUCAACGGAAUCGUGACAACCUACAUGCCCGGUUGCUUGCUCAUUCAACUUGUUUUCAAUGAUUCAAAAUGUCUCUUUAGUGAGCCUAAUGGCACGUUUGACAGCAUGAAGAAGCUGGUGGCCAAUAAUUGCACUGCGAAACCUAACAUAAAGUUUAUCGUUACAACCCCUCGCAAUGCCAAUAGCGCGAGUGGUGUUCUCAAACGGGCAGCGAUCUCACUGGUGGAUGGUGCUAUGGAAUCUAUUUCCUAUUUCCCGGCGCAACGAAUCACGGAUUCUGCCAAAAUACAUUUGCUUGACGGGUUCCCAUGUCAUCAGUUCCGUGCGGGAGGAGACAUCUUGCACCAACCUCAAUCCCACCGCUACCUUCCUUUUCGCCUAUCCAAUAGUCACCACUCUCUACUGCUAUUUCUGAUCCCAACCCGGCGGCCUCCACAUAUCUCAAACCCCGCCUGCGCUUCCACAGUUUCGUCUUCGGUAUAUCCAGCUAAACCUACGGAUGCUCCUAGUAUUGUCCCUAUUGGAACCAAUACAUAUUUCCACAUUCAAAAACCCUGUUAUAGUGACAAGAUUGUCGACCACAACCGAGGAUAUGCGAACAAGGGUGCCUUCUACGAACAGGGUUACAGGGACAUGAGAGAUAACGCAGGCCUUGUCACUCAGCAGCAUGCUGCCAAAUUCGUCGAACCAGGUCUCCUACAAGAGGCCUGGGCAACAAGACCGUUGACAUCUACUCAUAUAGCAUCUAUUUAG
Molecule: messenger RNA, 2247 nt
Organism: Lindgomyces ingoldianus
Lineage: Eukaryota; Fungi; Ascomycota; Dothideomycetes; Pleosporales; Lindgomycetaceae
Exons: 18
Coding region: 1-2247 (748 amino acids)
Source: RefSeq, a predicted model, not a curated record